This is a messenger RNA of Plutella xylostella (diamondback moth), 789 nucleotides long. The record is from RefSeq and is a predicted model, not a curated record. Lineage: Eukaryota; Metazoa; Arthropoda; Insecta; Lepidoptera; Plutellidae.
UUUUUAAAUUAACUGUCAAGAAAUUCAAAACAAGGAUUACCGAACCCAAAACUUAUUUCUGUUUACUUUAUUUUGCAUGUAUCUGCAUUGUUUGUUCAUCAAUAGACAUUGUUUAUUACUUUUACCAGACAUUUUGACAUAUUUAUUUGUGCUACUCGUGUCCUUACUUUGUGUACAAGUGUCUGCUGAUCAUCAUACGAUGGCUCCUAGGGGUACGCCAAAAGCGACGCAAAUACCACUGAUAGAGCGUGGUAAUUCGAUCUCAAAUGUAUCUAAGAGCAUGGUGCUGCCCGUUAGAUCUAGAACAAAUACUGGAAAUAAAGCGGCACCCCCUGUUGGGCGCAAAGGAUCAUCCCCCUUACCUACUCCAAACAGUAAAGCUGGUGCUAAAAGGCUUAUGAAUCCAGUCCGGCCACUCCAAGACAAGCCGUUGGAGAAAAAGGUGACGGCGCCCACCACGCCGGGCCGGCGCGCGCGGCCGCCCACCAACAACACGGAGAGUGUCAAGAAAAGUAUCAAGAAGAAACGCACACUGAAACCCGCACAUUCUGGCGUUCCUGUCCCAGAGAAAAUGAAGAAAUUACUCCUCACCAAGUUUUUGCAAGACGAAAACGAGUCCAGACUGAAGUAAAUCACUUCAGUUUAGAUUUUGUAUUGUGUGAUCUUUUUCACAUUGUAAAUAUGUGGGAUACUUCUAUGGUUUUUCAUGCUUUUGCAUGAGAACAGGAUGGAGUCUGCCUUUAACUAUUAAUUUUUUUGAUUGUCACUAUAUCAUUAAGAUUUGCCAUG